Messenger RNA from Pogonomyrmex barbatus (red harvester ant), 2273 nucleotides. RefSeq names its product mind the gap (gene mtg). NCBI's taxonomy places the organism in Eukaryota, Metazoa, Arthropoda, Insecta, Hymenoptera, Formicidae. The record is from RefSeq and is a predicted model, not a curated record. Gene Ontology annotation, cellular component: extracellular region. Gene Ontology annotation, molecular function: chitin binding.
UCGAGAUCAGAAAAUGUAUGUAUUGACGUAAGUUUCAAUUCAUUCAAAAGGUAAAAGGAGGGGAGGGGAGAAAUGUAAGGCCCCGAGAGUGGUCGGACCUGGAAGCCAGAUGAAGUCUGAAAGUGCCCCGCGUGCUCGCCUUUAUCGAGCAUGUCCAUGUACUAUUAGUAUUCGCGGGAACGAGUAGCUUGCUGCACGUUUUUCAUCAGCGAGCGUCGAUCGUUUAGAACAGGGACUUUAUCAGACAAGUUCUUUUCGCGAAAUCCCUGCGCUUCAUUGCGUUUGUUAUAUUUUAUCUGUCGUUUCCUAACGAAUUCUAAGGAUCGUUUUGCGAGGAUCGACAACUCUUUGCAAUUUUUUACGAUAGUGAUAAUCCAAAACUGGAUCAACGAGAAUGAAGAUUGCCACUACAUUAUUUCUCUUCGUGGUUGUUGGAUGUACAUGGCGAGAGGCGCUAGGCACAUGUGUUUUCCAGUCUGACUUUGGUUUUGUGCUAAACUGCGCUUUCAAAAAGUCCGGUCUCUUCCGUGUCAGAAAUCUCGGAGGCGUAAAGGGUUACGUCGGCCUGGGAUUUUCCAUUGGAGACGAGCUAGGCUUUAGCCAAUCGCUCUCCAAUUUGGAAAGUGCAAAAAGAAGAAGUGUACAAUCGAAUAGAGUUAACGGAAUAGCACUUAAUCCUUUGAAUGCGGCAAACAAUCGCGAUGACACGCGUGUAAGUUCAGUAAAUACUCGCCAAGUAGUGCCGCCUUUUAAGCCUUUGCCGAUUGGAAUGGUUCGACCAAUGACUCAGCAACCCGAACGUCAGAAAUUGGUGGUGAACGCUACCGCUCUUAAAACGGCUCCAGUGAUGUCGGUUAUGCAACAAGAAGCACUACGCCAACAUCAUCAACGAAUUCAUCAGGAAAACAAGCUCAAGCAGCAACAGAGACUACAACAGGAGGCGUUAGCAGUACAGAUGUUGAAACAGCAACGUCUGCAGCAACAAGAGGCUAUGAGGCAGCAACAAAUUCAAAAGAUGCAGCAACAGCAGAAACAACAGCAGCAGCAGCAAAUGCUCAUGCAGCGACAGCAGAUUAUGGCUAUGGAAAACAAGAAGGACCAAGUAGUUGUGCCACAAAUGAUAGCGGUGGCAGGAACGGUGCCGAAAUUACCUAAUAUCAUCGCCGCAAUCCCAUCGAACAGUAUGGUUGAGGCUGAGGUUCUUCCAUCGUCACAAUCAUCAAAGACAAUGUCUAAUUUGGUUACAUCAAACGCUGGUUUGCCACCUUUUAUUGCGAUGCCGCAAUCAUCAGCGAAACUCACAGAUAGAAUCAGUAACAGUGGCACUUUGCAGGAUUCCGACAAUGAAGUAUCGAAAGAUGAUUUCACUCAGCUACCUUUGCCGAGUGACGAGAUGGCUGCUUCAGUUAACGAAAUGACUCUCCUUUCUCUUCAUCCUAUUUCUGCAACUGACGCUAGUCAAUCAUUGCCUCUUCAACAAAACGAAAAGCGACAAUCUUUGCCCAAUAAUUUACCUUCCUUAGCUCCUAUUCAAGGAAUGGAAUCUUCCUUAAAAACCCUCGCAGAAGCAAGCAAUAUUACCCUAGAAGCUUUAGAAGCAGCAAUUCUUUUGAGACAACAACAGCUUCUCAAAAAGCAACAAGGACCUACAACAAGUAUCAGUACAACCACAACAACGACAUUAGCACCUUUUAAAAAUAAAUAUAAUUCUGGAGCUACUAAAGUGAUGAAUGCGCCGCGGGAAUAUUAUCCUGUUGGAUAUGAUAAGAACUUUGAUGAUAAUUUCGCAAGUCGUGUCGAUUUACCAGACACAAGUUUCUAUUGCGGAGAUCAAAAACAUUUCCCGGGUCUUUAUGCCGAUGAAGAUCUAGGAUGUAUGGUGUUUCAUGUUUGCGCCUUGACGGACGAUGGCCUAAUCAUGAAGAGUUUUCUGUGCCCCGAAUCGACAUUGUUUGAUCAAACGAUUCUGAAAUGCAACUGGUGGUUUUACGUAGAUUGUAAAGCUUCAAAGAGUUUAUAUGACAGCAAUAUACCCAUUAGCAAGAGCUAUCAGCUAAUGAAGGCCUUGGCGUUCUUCUCAGCGUACAAAAAUCACGACAACGGUACAAACAACGCGCAGGAGAACGAAGAUAACUCUUGAAUCAAGCAGCAGAUUAAUCAAAGAGAGAUUCGUAGAAUCAUAAGCUCAAUAUUCAAUAUGGAAACUAUUUUGUUUCCGUGAUGCAACUUCUCAUCUAGUUUAAAGAUUUAUUUUAUCUGUAUAUACAUAUAUA